CAACUAUUCCUGUUUGGAAAUCAGGGACCAUUUGGUGUUUGUCGAUCGCUAUGUACGUUAGUGCCUCGUUGGAUGAUGCAAGGAGUCGACUACUCUCUCUCUCUUGCCCUGACUCCUGAGUCCAACCGUGUGCUAAUAUACUGUCCAAAAGAAGAAGAAGACCCUUCCUAUUGAUCUAGCAAACCACCUUCUAUCACCGAUAGAGAUUAUAGAGAGAGAGAUAAUGUUGCAAUUCCGUUUGUUUUUCUUUUCUGGAAACGCCAAACUCAACUGUGGAUUCCUGCGGUUGCUGAAGUGAAAGCUUUACGUCCCAUGGAGCACAUUGAAUGCCCUUUUUACGAACAAUCGUAAGUUCCAAAACCCUAACCAUGGAUCAUUCAAUUGACUCCGGAGCUGUAGCACAGGGAAGAUCCAACAAUGAACGUCUUCGCUGGUAGCUUUGUCGUUCAAACCCUUUGAAUCAUAUAAAACUCCUUUCAAUCUUGAGCUCUGGUAGAAUUUUGGUAUAAAGGUCCAGGAUCAACUUAAAGAUGGAACAAUCAUGGCGCUUCAGACCUAUGCCAGGUAACAUCUGCCCUACCUGUUCUAUUUCCCAUUACCCUUUUUGUUCCCGACCUCCCGCAUUCGAUCGGAAUGGCUUUGGAUGCGAUGGUUUCUCUCGGUUCCCUUUAGACAACGAGAACUCGUUUCACAGGCCCUUUUUUGAUCCGUUCUUGGAUAAUCGGAUGGUUCCACCGAUGCACCGUCCUCUGUCACAUAUGGAUUAUCGCCUUAAUUCGAUGGGGACAGUCGGCGGGGACCCAAGUGAUGUAUAUGGGAGUCCACAAACUCGGUAUAAGAAUCAGGAUUUGGAGAGAUAUUCUGUUCGGCCGUUUCCUGGAUCGUCACAGAUGACAGAUUUUGCUAUCACUGGUGGGAAUCUGAGGGAUGAUUUUCAGCCUGGGCGUUUUGAUCACAGUGGCAAUGGAUAUAUGAGAGGAGAGUUUCUUGAGAAGGAUGGAACUCAUAAGAGGAUGAAGAUCGACGGGAUGGGUAGCGGUUCUUCUGCACAGAUUCCUCCGCCUUACCGCCAUGAUUACUUCUCAAAUUCGACCAGAGUAUCGGCUGAGGAUGAACGGAGAUUGAGUUUGAUUCGUAAUCAUGGUAUUACACCAAGUGGUCCAACGUCGCUAAGCGAUUUUGAUUCUUCGUUUGAGACAGGCUCUGGUUUUGCUAGCAGACCAAGUGGAUAUUUAUAUGAAAGUUCACUUCGUGGGAGGAGCCGUAGUGCUGUUGAUGUUGCGCAUGCUAAUUUUGACAGUCAUUCUAAGUUCUCAAAUGAUGCGGGGAUAAACAAUCCUUACCAUCCUGGGUUUGUUUCUGCUGAUAGAAAGGGUUCGGUUAUGCAUCUUGAGCGUGCAUAUGAUAUAUCGGGACAUUUCAUUUGUGACAACGAUGAGAAGAAAGAACUGUCAAGUGAGGAGCAUGGCUCAGGCACCAUUCCACAACAGUUACGAAGUAAAGGAAAUGGUCUUAUUUCAGAUAUCUACCAUGAUUUCUCCCAAAACGUGGAAAGUAGUAGUAAGGAUGCAUUCCAUGGUCUGCAAAAUGAACAGCGGAUGCAGUCUCAUUAUGCUCAAAUGGAAAAUUCUGCAAAUCAUUCUUUGCAGAAUUAUGGACCAAGUAAUGUCCCGGUUGUCACCCAUAACUACUAUGACCCUGGCAGACAAAAUCAGGAGCCAUCAACCCUUCACCGUGAGGAUGUGUAUCGUAAUAAUGCUGACCAUAUGCCUUACCCCUUUACUGUGGGUAGUAAUGAAAGAUACCAUACACAUGAUCAACAUCUUCGGUCAGAGGAUUUUGUGCCUGCAAAGGGACCCCAUUAUCAUCACACAGCUAACUCACAGGUGUCUUCCAGCUCAAACAUGUCACACCAUGAACAGGGUUCUAGUCUCUUGACUGGGAAUGAUCAGCUCCCCCAGCCAUAUCCAUUGCGACGUCCAGUUGGAAGCGUGCAUGAUCAUCAUUUCUAUGGCCCGAAGGUUGAUGCUCGACAGUCCUUUGAAGUUAAACCUCCACCAUUGGCAGAUGUUCAUGUGCCAGUUGGGCCUCAAAAUUUCUCUGCGUCCACAAUGAACAACAGAGGUUAUUACUUACCCAUGUCCACUGAGAACAGCAUGCUGGUGCAGGGUUCUCAGGCAUUUGGACAGCAACCUCCUCUUCCUCCCAUGCCACCAUCACCUCCUCCAGUGGAUCCACCACGACCACCUCCUGGACAUCCCCAGCCUACAACUUCACCUACUGGAUCAUCUUCUUUAUUGCAUCCAAUGCCUUCAAAUUCUUCGACAUGCUUGCCCUUGGGACAACAACCAGCUCAUGAAAUGCAGCCAUCACUACAAACCUAUUUCCACAGUAAGCAACAUAUGCAUGGUUCAACUGGUUUUGUUACAGAAGGAUCACAAAUCAUCCACCAGACAUCUUCUAAACAAUAUUCAGAUGAAGGGAAACCUUUUCCAGUGAAGCAUCCAUCCCCGGAUAGGGUGAAGGUUAUUGAUGCUUCUCACUUAUUUAGGCAGCCACAUAAAGCUACUCGUCCUGAUCAUUUUGUGAUCAUCCUUCGAGGCCUUCCAGGUAGUGGUAAAAGCUAUUUGGCAAAGAUGUUGCGUGAUCUUGAGGUUGAAAAUGGCGGUGAUGCACCCCGGAUUCAUUCGAUGGAUGACUACUUCAUGACUGAAGUUGAAAAGGUUGAGGAGAGUGAGAGUUCAAACUCAUCUAGUUCGGCCAAAGGCAAGAAACGAAUUACAAAGAAGGUGAUGGAGUAUUGCUAUGAACCUGAAAUGGAAGAGGCAUAUCGGUCAAGCAUGUUGAAGGCAUUCAAGAAGACCCUUGAGGAGGGGAAUUUCUCUGUUAUAAUUGUGGAUGACCGCAAUCUGCGGGUAGCUGAUUUUGCUCAGUUUUGGGCAACUGCAAAGAUGUCAGGCUAUGAAGUGUUCCUACUAGAAGCUCCAUACAAGGACCCUAUGGGUUGUGCUGCAAGGAAUGUGCAUGGUUUCACAUCAGAUGACAUACAAAAAAUGGCAGACGAGUGGGAAGAAGCUCCACCUUUGUACUUGCGAGUAGACAUUCAGUCGCUAUUCCAUGGUGAUAAUCUGAACAAGUGUGGGAUCCAGGAGUUAGGCUAUUCAAAGGAUGAAGAGAAAUGGGAUGCUGAAGGUGAUGAUUUGGCUGAAGUAAAAGAACUGCGAAGGAGUAAAUGGUCACAUGAUGUGGAUGAGGAGGAAAUUGAAAAAAUUGAAGGUGCUAAAGGAAAUUUUAAUGCCCUUUCGGGCUUAAUUCAAGCAUAUGGCAAGGGAGACAAAUCUGUUCAUUGGGGUGACCAGGUUGGCAAGACGGGCUUCUCAAUAGGUGCUGCCAAAAGGCAUAAUUUCUUGUCUUUAAUAAUUGGGCCUGGUUCGGGCUACAACUUGAAGUCGAACCCAUUACCCGAAGAGGAGAUUGUCAGUGCAACUGAGACGAGUGGAGAGCAAAGGCGAAGUGUAUUCCAAGAGCAACUUCGUGCAGAACACGAAUCCUUCCGAGCAGUCUUUGACAGAAGACGACAGCGAAUCAGUGUGUUUGAGAUGGAAGAUGAAUAGUGUUAAAACAAUACAAAAUGGUUUUGUCUACAUUUAUUAUAUGAGAAGUUUCCUGCACUUUGGUUGUAGGAAAAGUUCACCCAUCAAUGUUUACCCAAAAAAAAGGGAAAAAUACAGCCAUCAAUGGCUGUAAAUGUCUGCACCCCUUCCCCUACCAUACAGGCUCGAUAGUACGCUCCUUACGGCAUCUGAAGGCGUCGGUUGAGGAAGUGCCUGAAGGAAAACCGUCCCCUUUUCCGUGUUAGCUUCUUUUAGGCUGUAUGGCCAGAGAAGGUAUCUUGGCCUUAGGGCCUUAACUGUACAAUUCAGAUAAUAUUGUGGUUAACAUGAAAGAAAUAUUUUGAGGUUUA
This is a messenger RNA of Macadamia integrifolia, 3964 nucleotides long. RefSeq lists its product as uncharacterized. The coding region runs from base 531 to 3614 and encodes 1027 amino acids. Gene Ontology annotation, cellular component: nucleus. The record is from RefSeq and is a predicted model, not a curated record. The transcript is spliced from 12 exons. Gene Ontology annotation, biological process: regulation of telomere maintenance. Lineage: Eukaryota; Viridiplantae; Streptophyta; Magnoliopsida; Proteales; Proteaceae.